Myotis myotis is the source of this 1401-nucleotide messenger RNA. RefSeq names its product centromere protein V (gene CENPV). The record is from RefSeq and is a predicted model, not a curated record. The transcript is spliced from 6 exons. NCBI's taxonomy places the organism in Eukaryota, Metazoa, Chordata, Mammalia, Chiroptera, Vespertilionidae. Gene Ontology annotation, cellular component: kinetochore; spindle midzone; nucleus. Gene Ontology annotation, biological process: positive regulation of cytokinesis; pericentric heterochromatin formation; regulation of chromosome organization. Bases 171 to 1025 code for a protein of 284 amino acids. Gene Ontology annotation, molecular function: carbon-sulfur lyase activity.
UUUGGGGCGCAGCGGGGCGGCCAGGUGCGGCGGGCCGGGCCGGGCCGGGGCCGAGGCCGGACCGGCGGGCGCAGCGCCCCCUGGGCGUGCAGGUUGCUGGGUGGCGAGGGGCGCGCGCGGGCUGCGGGGACGCGCGGGCGGCGAGGCCUGCGCGCCAGUCUGCGGGAGCCAUGCGGCCGACCAGGAGGAGCGCGUCCUCCGAGCCGCGCGGGCAGAAGCGGCCCGGGGCCUCCCGGGCUCCCGCCGCCGCCGCCUCGGCUCCCGGCAACACCCGCGCCCCGCGCCCCGCGGGCCAAGCCGGCGGCCGGAGCCGGGCGGCGAAGCAGCGGCCGAGGCCGUCGUCGCCGCGGGCCCAGGAGGCGGGCCCCGGGGAGCCUCCGCCAGAGCCGGCGCUGCCGCCGCCCCCGAUCCCGGCGACUCCGACGUCCUCGGUGGCCACGCUGGACCUGGGCGACCAGCGGGAGCGCUGGGAGACGUUCCAGAAGCGGCAGCGGCUCACCUUCGAGGGCGCCGCUAAGCUCCUGCUGGACACCUUCGAAUACCAGGGCCUGGUGAAACACACAGGAGGCUGCCACUGUGGAGCAGUUCGCUUUGAAGUUUGGGCCUCGGCAGACUUGCACAUCUUCGACUGCAACUGCAGUGUUUGUAAGAAGAAGCAGAACAGACACUUCAUUGUUCCUGCUUCUCGCUUCAAGCUCCUGAAGAGGAGGAAGAGAGAGCAAAGUUACAUCCACAGUGUUGGGCCUAACCAACGAGGCGAACAGAGAUGCCAGAUCCUGGGCGAGAAGCCAGUGAGAUGCUGGAAGCAAGAGUUCUUUUUUGAAAAAGUUGGAUUGAAGUUAUCUUUUGGACACUCAUGCAGAGAUAGGAAGUGGGCCGCUGGAGGGAGCGGAGAGCAUCACCACGUACACGUUCAACACUCACAAGGCGCAGCAUACCUUCUGCAAGAGAUGUGGGGUGCAGAGCUUCUACACCCCCCGCUCCAACCCCGGCGGCUUCGGAAUCGCCCCACACUGUCUGGAUGAGGGCACUGUGCGGAGUAUGGUCAUCGAGGAAUUCAAUGGCAGCGAUUGGGAGAAGGCCAUGAAGGAGCACAAGACCAUCAAGAACAUGUCUAAAGAGUGAGCGCCCGCUCUCUCCCUUUCUGGAAAGGAGGAAUGAUGGGGCCAGCAGCAUGGCUGCCCCCCUCUGCACUCGGUGGUGCCGGCGAGCGUGGCUGCCCCAGGCUGCCGGGCUCAGGCCGGCCACCAGCUCCAGCUCUGCCCUUGACUCCAGCUACAUUUCCUUAGGCAGCUCUUUGUCCUCCAUCAGCCUGGACUUUGAUGUAGACUAGUUGACAUCCUCUUUCUCUUCCCAACUUUUGUGUGAUCUUUUAGAAAAAUAAAUAUUUUAAUAUUAAAG